Molecule: messenger RNA, 424 nt
Organism: Gekko japonicus
Lineage: Eukaryota; Metazoa; Chordata; Lepidosauria; Squamata; Gekkonidae
Product: SH3 domain-binding glutamic acid-rich-like protein 3
Exons: 3
Coding region: 11-328 (105 amino acids)
Cellular component (GO): cytoplasm
Source: RefSeq, a predicted model, not a curated record
AGGCGGCAAAAUGGCCGGCAUCCGGGUCUAUUACACCAGCGUUACGGGGUCUAGAGAGGUGAAGCAGAGGCAGCUGGAAGUCCUUCGCAUUCUGGAUGGAAACCACAUGAAGUACGAGUUAGUUGACGUGUCCAUCAGCGAACGUUUGCUUCAAGAAAUGAGGGACAAAGCCGGCAACCCUAACGCGAUACCACCGCAGAUCUUUAACGGGGAGCAAUAUUGUGGGGACUCCCGGAUGCUGUACGAAGCAACUGAGAACGAAGAGGUUGGGAAGUUUCUGAAGAUGGCAACCAUGGAGAAGGCAGCAAGGGGAGAGAUCGCUAUCUGAAGAGGGGACGCCACCCAGUCCUGUGUCCGUUGCCUUAGAUAAAACCUUGCAUGCAGAAGAGAGUCACCUCAAGCACAAAAGAAAAAAAAAGCACUU